AUGGAUUUGAAGAUUAAGGGUUCCUUUUUAACUUAUACUAACAAGAAGCAGGGCAUGGAUAGAGUAUGUACUAAGAUAGACAGAUUGUUAGUAAAUGAGAGAUGGCAUAAAUUUUUUGAUAAUGCUAGUGAUAUUUUCUUGCCUGAAGGGCUUAUGGAUCACUGUCCAUGUAUUGUGUCCUUAUUUGGUGGUGCUGAUGUGGUUAAAAGACCUUUUCGUUUCUUCAAUAUGUGGACUGAGUUUCCUGGUUAUCAUGAUAUCAUCUCUCAAGCCUGGAACACAACUGUCCGGGGCACUGAUAUGUUUGUUCUGGUUAACAAGUUGCAAGCUGUUAAGAUAUGUCUAAAACAGUUGAAUUUAUCUCAGUUUUCUAAUAUUGAGACUGCUGAUACAGUGGCUGCUGGUCAGGAAGAGUUUAAUGGAGAUCCAGGGAAUGAGGACCUCAUUAAGGCUGAGUAUGAGGUUAGAACAAGAUAUGUUACUACUCAUAAAGCAAAAUUUCUAUUCCUAAAACAGAAAGCUAAAUUGCAUUGGCUUCAAGAUGGGGAUGCAAACUCUGCUUAUUUCCAUGCUUGCUUGAGGAGUAGGAGAGUUCAUAAUAGGAUCCCUAAUAUUUCGUUGCCUACUGGUGAGAUCACUCAGGAUCCUGCGCUGAUUAGUGAUGCAUUCACUACUUUUUAUGUUGAGCUCCUGGGAACUCAUACUAGUCCUCAGAUGAAGCUUCACCCUACUGUCAUAAUGGAGGGGGUUGUGCUCAAUGAGGAUCGAAGAGGGGCUCUUUGUAGGAAUUUUAGGGAGGAGGAUGUUAAGGGAGCUUUGUGGAGCAUUGAUGAAGACAAAGCCCUAGGGCCAGAUGGGUUCUCUAGUAGAUUUUUCAAGAAUUCUUGGGAUGUUGUGAAAUCUCACCUGUGUAAAGCUGUGUUGGGUUUUUUUGAGCAUGGCAGACUUCUCAAAUAG
Molecule: messenger RNA, 957 nt
Organism: Chenopodium quinoa (quinoa)
Lineage: Eukaryota; Viridiplantae; Streptophyta; Magnoliopsida; Caryophyllales; Amaranthaceae
Exons: 1
Coding region: 1-957 (318 amino acids)
Source: RefSeq, a predicted model, not a curated record